CUGUCUAUGCUUUUUUUCUUUUCUGUCUGAUGGUUCAAAGGGCUGGCCAGGAAGUUAUUUACUGAAAUGUUAAAUCCUGCAAGUGGGACGGGAGUAUUUUCGUUACAUACUCCUAAAGUUAUUCGACUUUUAAGGCAAGGAUGUACAAACCGACCGUUUUAUCAUAUUGUUGUUACAGAGCCCAAAAAACACGUAUCCCAACCAGUUAUCGAACAGCUAGGCACGUAUGAUCCUUUGCCGAAUCAGUUUAAUGAAAAAUUAGUUUCCUUAAACUUUGAGCGGAUUAAACAUUGGAUAGGUAAUGGAGCUGAAUUAUCUAGGCCUAUAGAACAGUUACUUGGGCUAUCUGGAUUGUUUCCAAUACAUCCUACAAGCUACAUGACCGCCUGGAGAAAUAGGCGUCAGCUAAAGUGAAAAUUGACAUGGAAAAUUCAGCAGAAAUUAGAACCUAAUAUUUUUAUAAAUUAAAAAGUAAGUUUUAUGUUAGUUUGUUUUAAUAAAUGUAUUUGUAGUA
Molecule: messenger RNA, 514 nt
Organism: Cylas formicarius (sweet potato weevil)
Lineage: Eukaryota; Metazoa; Arthropoda; Insecta; Coleoptera; Brentidae
Gene: mRpS16
Product: small ribosomal subunit protein bS16m
Exons: 2
Coding region: 67-414 (115 amino acids)
Biological process (GO): mitochondrial translation
Cellular component (GO): mitochondrial small ribosomal subunit; ribosome
Molecular function (GO): structural constituent of ribosome
Source: RefSeq, a predicted model, not a curated record